This is a messenger RNA of Podarcis raffonei (Aeolian wall lizard), 3617 nucleotides long. RefSeq names its product doublecortin like kinase 3 (gene DCLK3). Lineage: Eukaryota; Metazoa; Chordata; Lepidosauria; Squamata; Lacertidae. Gene Ontology annotation, molecular function: protein kinase activity; ATP binding. The record is from RefSeq and is a predicted model, not a curated record. The transcript has 5 exons. Gene Ontology annotation, biological process: protein phosphorylation; intracellular signal transduction. Bases 33 to 2498 code for a protein of 821 amino acids.
GAGCGACGGAGGGACCCAGCGCAGCGGGGACCAUGCCUGCCGCCGCGCCGCCGCCCCCCUUGCGCCCCGCCGCCGGGCCGGCGCCCUCCUGCGGCUGCCCCUGCGCCCGGCACCAUCCCGAACCUCGAGGAUUUUUUGACCACUCUUUAAACUGCAUAACGGAGAGAAGACUACAAGGCACUUGCCCACCAAUUGGCCGUGGAAGUUUUGGGAAGCCGUUCUUUGGUACAAACUGUUUCAGUUCCCCAUUUAUUAAUUCCCGGACUGGUUUCCACACAAUUCAUUCCGAGAACAGCCCAGUGAAGCCGAGGAUUGUCACUGUUGUAAAACCUUGUGGGCACACAGUGAGGAAGAUAACGCUGCUCCUAAAUCGCCGAUCUGUCCAGACAUUUGAACAACUGAUCGCUGACAUCUCAGAAGCCCUUGGGUUUCCACGCUGGAAGAAUGACCGCGUGAGAAAACUGUAUAAUUUGAAGGGAAGGGAAAUCCGAAGUGUUUCUGACUUCUUUAGAGAAGGCGAUGCCUUUAUAGCUAUGGGAAAGGAACAGCUAACCCCGAAGAACCUGGAGGCGGCAAUCCAAGAGCUUUUCCCUGACAACCCCUAUGCACCCCGCACUGGAACCACACAAAACUGGGAACAAACUCAGAAACCCAAAAACCGGCUGUAUGAAAAGUCUUCCAAACUGGAAAAGAGCCUUGAGCCCAUAGCUGCCAAGAACUGUCUGGAUGCCAUAUCUCCUAAACUAAUUAAUAGGCAUGAAGUGAAAGGUCAGACCAAGGUCAGGCAAGAGGAGAAAGUGAGGACCAAAAAGAGGUGGGUCAGAGAUAACUGGAAUGAAGAGCAAGAUGCAAAGCCAUCUAGAAAAGCGAGAGAAUGCGAGAGGUAUUUUAAUCAAGAGAAAUGCCUUGAAAGUGAAGCAGAAAAGAGUUCGGACAUGAUAGUGAGGUGUGAGAAGUGCCAAAGAGAAAGGGAGCUCAGGCAAAAAUUGCAGAAGGAAAGACAGACUGAUCUUCCAUUUGAGAGCAGGGACUUGAGUAUGAGAACGUGUCAGAGAUAUCAUGCAGAAAGGCCAGUGAAAUUGAGAAAUUGCAGGAAAAUGUCAGAAAGCUCAGCGGAAGAGGGCAAAAUUACGUGGAACGAUGUUGCUUGUCAAAGUACCUGGACAGCCCCUCUCAGCCAUGCCAAAAAAGACUCGGAGAAGCAAAAAAGGAGCGUUGACAGAGAGCAAGCUCUGGAAAGCCAUAAGAAUCAUGAUGAAGAACUGGGAAAGAUGAAGCCCAUUGAAAGUCAGCGUACCAUAGUAGGAGAUGCCUAUGAAUUGAAGAAGGAGCACCGGAAAUGUUCUAGAGUGAACCAAAGCUGUUGGUUGAUCAAGGGUUCCCGGACAGAUACUGAAAAACCAUUGAAGAUUCAGGGGAAUAGGGAAGAGGUACGGAAACCGAAGGAGGAAGCUAAUGGAGGAGACGAGAAAGUAGGUCAUAGUGAGGGUGAACUGAUUAGGCAUGAAAAGGAGGAAGAACAUAAAGUCAUCAAAGAGAUUAACAAGACGCGUAGGGCCAGUGACGCGAAGCUGAGACAUGAUGUCUCAAGCAGAGCAGAUGUGGAGAAGAGCUAUGAGAUUGGCAGAACCAUUGGAGACGGGAACUUUGCUGUUGUGAUGGAGUGUCAUCACCGCAGCACUAAUCAGAACUAUGCUAUGAAAAUCAUCGAUAAGUCCAAGCUGAAAGGAAAGGAAGACAUGCUUGAAAAUGAAAUACUGAUCAUAAAGAGCCUUUCCCAUCCAAACAUUGUCAGUUUGAUUGAAGUAUUUGAAACCGAUGCAGAAAUAUACCUAAUCUUGGAGUACGUUCCCGGUGGGGACCUGUUUGAUGCCAUAAUCGAGAGUGUGAAAUUCACAGAACGUGAUGCUGCUCUCAUGAUAACUGAUCUGUGCGAAGCGCUCGUCUAUAUUCAUGGCAAGAACAUUGUCCACAGAGAUCUUAAGCCAGAAAAUCUUCUGGUCCAGCGUAAUCCAGACAAAACUACCACAUUGAAACUAGCAGAUUUUGGCCUUGCAAAACAGGUGACCAAACCCAUAUUCACCGUGUGUGGAACUCCAACUUACGUUGCUCCUGAAAUACUGGCUGAGACUGGCUAUGGACUAGAGGUGGACAUGUGGGCUACUGGCAUUAUACUCUAUAUUUUGCUUUGUGGAUUCCCCCCCUUCCGGAGUCACGAAAGAGAUCAAGAGGAGCUGUUUCGAAUCAUACAACUUGGGCAUUAUGAAUUUCUCUCACCAUACUGGGACAACAUUUCGGCUGCUGCAAAGGACCUGAUUAGCAGACUCCUUGUGAUUGACCCCCAGAAGCGCUACACCGCCCAGCAAGUUCUUCAGCACCUGUGGAUCCACACAGCGGGGAAAAACAGCAGCAGGAACCUCCAGAGGGAGGUGACCAUCAAUCUUGAGCGCCACUUUCUGAGCCAGCGCAAGGCUGAAGCUAGCAACAAAGACUCGUAAAAGGUGCAUCCAGGUGUACUUAAUGAGCCCACUGUAAAAGCACACUUAUCAUAUACUCUUAAGGACUGAGCUCAGGGGAAAUCCAUUAUUCCUGUAUGAAGACAAAGCCUGCUGUGCCCCCAAACUGAUUGGCUAGUUUCCUGUGAUGUUAUGUGCCCCAUUUCCUUCUUUCUACAGUUUUUUUUUUUUUAAAUACUUGGGGCAGGGGUGGUGGUGAACAGCCUGUUUGAGCCACCUUGGGAACCCAUCCUUGAAAUAUUUUGGCGGAGGACUGAAUUGGCCUUCAGUUUUCUGGUCAGCACAUUUGUCACUGGCUCUCCAGAUGCAGAAGGAAGCUGGGCUGGUCAUAGCUUCGUGGUAGAGCAUCUACUUUGGAUGCAGGAGGUACCAGGUCCAACCCAGAGCAUCUCCUGGUAGGACUUGAAGCCCCAGAGAGCUGUUGCCAGUCAUUGUGUUCAGUACUGAGCUAGCUGCACUAUGGGUCUGACUCCGGAUGAGGCAGCUUCUUCAGUUUCUGGCCCAUGAAAUAUGCGAUUUUUGUUCUUGUUUUCUUUUUGGUACGUCUGCGUGCACCAAAAGGCUGCCUUAAUGUUCAUCUAGUUCUCUGAAUGUUUCCAACUUUUACACCUGCACCUUUUCUUUGGAGUGAAGACACCACGUCGUGGUGGUGGAGGCAUAUUUUAAACACAACUCACUUGGAAAAUGCUACCUGCAAAGUCCUUGUUGAACUGUUAACUUAAAUGGAUAAGAUUGAUUCUGUUUGUAAUCCGUCCACAUGUUUUAAUAAGUUUACAUACUGGUCAGGAUCCUAAGAACUACUUUUAAGUGUGCAUGAGGACUUGUGAAUGUGUGCACCCAAUGGCAUUUUUUUUACUUAAAAGAGUAAAUGUCCAUACAGUUGUGCCCUGGCUGACGAAUGCCUUGCAAAUUGAACGUUUUGGCUCCUGAACAUUGCAAACCCGGAAGUGACUGUUCUGGUUUGCAAACAUUAUUUGGAACCCAAAUGGCCAAUGUGACUUCUGAAGCUUCUGAUUGGCUGCAGGAGCUUUCUGCAGCCAAUCAUAAGCCCUGCCUUGAUUUCUGAACAUUUUGGAAGUCGAAUGGACUUUGUUCAACUUC